AUGGAGGUUACUGUUUUGAUGCUUAUAGUGAUCUCCGUAGUUCUCAUACUUUUGGUAAGAGCUCUAUGGCAAACAUGGGAUUCUUCGAGGACGAUGGCUGGUAUCCCGGGGAGCCUAGGUUGGCCUAUUGUUGGGGAAACUUUCUCAUUCAUAGCCGAGUUUUCGAGCCCUGCAGGAAUACACAGCUUCAUCAAGAAGAGACAAGAGAGAUAUGGAAAAGUGUUUAAGAGCUCUGUCUUGGGGAGAUUUACCGUCUUCUUGACUGGAAGUGAAGCGAGUAAGAUAUUGUUAACCGGGAAAGAUGGGAUGGUAAGUUUAAAUCUUUCCUACGCAGGGAGACAGGUACUUGGUCCUACGAGUUUGCUCCAUCAAAAUGGAGAAGCACACAAACGUCUUCGAAGGUUGAUUGCUGAACCCCUCUCAAUUAAUGCCCUAAAGAAGUAUUUCAACUUCAUCAAUAGUUUAGCUGUUGAAACACUGGACCAAUGGCACGGGCGACAAAUCUUGGUUCUAGAGGAGGCCUCCACAUUCUCUCUGAAGGUGAUCAGUAACAUGAUAAUGAGUUUAGAGCCAACAGGGGAAGAGCAGGAAAAGUUCCGAGCCAAUUUCAAAAUUAUGUCUACCUCAUUUUCUGCACUCCCUAUAAAGAUUCCAGGAACUGCAUUCCAUCGGGCAAUGAAGGCAAGGAACAGGAUGAUUGAAAUGUUAGAUUCAAUCAUUGCUCAAAGAAGAACUGGAGAUAACUUCCAACAAGAUUUCCUAGAGUCCCUGGUGAAAAAGCAUAGUAAAGAUGGCUACGGAGAAGAAGAUGAUGAUAAACUCACUGACACACAGUUAAAGGAUAACAUAUUGACCCUGCUAGUUGCAGGUCAUGAUACCACUACCGCUGCUCUAACUUGGAUCAUCAAAUUCCUAGAAGAAAAUCCUGCUGUAUUGGAGCGACUGCAUGAAGAGCACAGAGAAAUUCAUUCUGCAGGAUCAGGUCUUACCUGGUCAGAUGUGAACAAUAUGCCUUACACCAACAAGGUAAUUAGUGAGUCUCUUCGGAUAGCUACAGUUAUACCAUGGUUUUCAAGAAAAGCUGCAGAAGACUUCAAAAUUGAUGGAUAUUUAAUCAAAAAGGGUUGGUCUCUUAACCUCGAUGUAAUCUCUAUCCACCAUGACCCAGAAACUUUUCUUGACCCUCUGAAGUUUGAUCCUUCUAGAUUUGAUGAUAAACUGAAGCCUUACAGCUACCUUGGAUUUGGUAGUGGACCUCGCAUGUGUCCUGGAAUCAACCUCGCCAAGAUUGAAAUUUGCAUUUUCAUUCAUCAUCUGGUCAGAAGAUACAAGUGGAAGACUUUAGAGAAAGACAACGCGGUCCUGCCAACACUUAUCCGGAUGCCAAGGAACAAAUAUCCAAUCAUGGUUGAGCCUCUGUAG
Molecule: messenger RNA, 1422 nt
Organism: Oldenlandia corymbosa var. corymbosa
Lineage: Eukaryota; Viridiplantae; Streptophyta; Magnoliopsida; Gentianales; Rubiaceae
Source: the annotation of a GenBank genome assembly